Messenger RNA from Aureobasidium vineae, 1026 nucleotides. The record is from the annotation of a GenBank genome assembly. NCBI's taxonomy places the organism in Eukaryota, Fungi, Ascomycota, Dothideomycetes, Dothideales, Saccotheciaceae.
AUGACUUCAGCACAGAAAACAAACAUCAAUGUCGUCUUCGGAGCCAUGACGUUCGGCAAAGAAGGCUCCGAACAGGCCCGCGUACACGACCUCGACACUGCUGGCAAGGUCCUCGACAUCUUUCAGGCUCAUGGCCACAACGAGAUUGAUACUGCCCGAGCAUACUGCGAGGGCACGUCAGAGACCAUGCUCGGUGAUCUCGAAUGGCAGAAGAGAGGUCUUGUCAUGGAGACCAAGUACUACCCGACCGCUGGAAAGUCCAUCCCGUCAUCAUGGAACAGCAACUUGAGACACACCCCCGAGGACCUCCGCGAGAACCUCAUGACCUCGUUGAAGGAGCUGAAGACGGACAAGAUUGAUAUGUGGUACCUCCACGGUCCCGACAGAACCACCCCAUACGAAGUCACCAUGAAAGCCGUAAACGAUCUGUACAAAGAGGGCCGCUUCAAGAGACUGGGAAUCUCAAACUACAUGGCAUGGGAAGUGGCUCAGAUCUGUGAGCUCUGUCGCAAGAACGACUGGGUCCAGCCAAGUGUCUACCAAGGCGUCUACAACGCUCUUCAUCGAUCAAUCGAGCCAGAGCUACUGCUUUGCCUUCGUUAUUACGGCAUCGCAUUCUACAACUACAAUCCUUUGGCCGGUGGCUACCUCACAGACAGAUACAAGAGGGAGGAUGCUGAGAAAGACAUCGAGAGCGGUUCACGUUUCGACCCCAACAAGUGGCAGGGCAAGAUGUACCGUAUGCGCUACUGGAAGGAAGAGUACUUCAAUGCUCUCGAUCUGCUUCGUCCCGUUGCAAAGAAGCAUGGUCUUACUGAAGCCGAGUGCGCACUCCGCUGGAUGCAGAAUCACAGUCAGCUCCAACGCGAAAAGGGCGAUGCUAUCAUUAUCGGUGCAUCAUCUGCUCAUCAUAUCGAACAGAAUCUGAAGGACAUGGAAAAGGGUCCUCUUCCGGAUGAUGUACUUGAAGCUCUGGACAAGGGCUGGGAGGGCUGCAAGGGUAUCAGCAUCAGAUACUAUCAUUGA